Musca domestica (house fly) is the source of this 1730-nucleotide messenger RNA. RefSeq names its product transmembrane protein 41 homolog (gene stas). The record is from RefSeq and is a predicted model, not a curated record. The transcript has 4 exons. Lineage: Eukaryota; Metazoa; Arthropoda; Insecta; Diptera; Muscidae. The coding region runs from base 701 to 1696 and encodes 331 amino acids. Gene Ontology annotation, cellular component: endoplasmic reticulum membrane.
UUUCUCAUUCUCCAUUCAUACUCUUUCGUCGGUUGGUCGUUUGACGCGCGCGGGCAUACUCGUUGUUCUUUUUUAAUAUAUUUGCACGAAAUAAAUUGUAAACAAAAACAACAAAUUAUUAAGAAAAAACAAAAUUAUAAAUUUCGCAAUUGAAAAAGAAAUAAAAAAGAAAAAUUGUUGUUGUUUUGCCCUUCAAUCGAUUAAAUUGUAAUUGUGUGGUGUGGUGUUUGAAACUUGAAAGAAAUCAGGCGAGAACAAAGCAAAAAAAAAUAUCGUCAUUUAAUGCAAAAUCGUGUAAAGCAACAACAAUCGAGUAAAUGAAAAAUUAAAAUAACAACAAACCAACUAUUGCUGCUGCUACUAGGCAAUAAAAGUGAUUAAGUUUUUUUAUACAAAUUCCCUUCUACUAUAAUUAACAACAAAAUCAUUGGAAAUAUUUGUAGCUUUGUUUGUUGCUGCUGUGUGGGAAAAGAUUCUAUACGGAAGUAAGUUAGAAUUUUUUAUGUGAAAGAAGAAAAAAAAAAUAACACACAAAAGAUAAAAGCAAACUUCGUUUGUGUAUACUGUGUUUGUCGGUGUGUGUGUGUGUGUGUGCGAGUUGUGUGCAAGCUUCUGCCAAAGUAUUAAUUGCAAAGUAAUUUUCUUGAUUGUGUUACACAAAGAAGCUGAAACAAAAUUAAUAACCCCUUUCGUCUAAACAAUGGACUUUGAGACCACCCCUUUAUUGGCUGAAACGGGAGGAAUAGAAGUAUCAGAAAAAGAACUCAAGUGUAAUUACAAUAAAUCCCUGGAAACAUCUUCAUCUUCAACAAUGUCACCAUCUGCCCAGCUAACAACUGCUCCCCAAAUAAAGGAGUUGCCCCAACAUGAUCAACCAGCAGAUGAAAACGCCAGUGCAAAAAUGUCAAAUCCAAACAUCACGGCCUCAAGUCCCAAGAAGCCAAUGUCCGCCGCUGAACGUUCGGCCACCAAAAAAUCCCUCUUCAUUUUAGCUGGUAUCUUUGUAACGUCAUUGGCUGCAAUGUUUUACGUCUACAUGAUAUUCCCAGAAUUGAAUGAGUCUGAAAAACAACACAUGAAAAUACCACGUGAUAUUCAAGAUGCCAAAAUGUUGGCCAAAGUCUUAGAUCGCUACAAGGAUAUGUACUAUUUCGAAGUGAUGUUCGGUGUGGUCGUCGCCUAUAUAUUCCUACAAACAUUUGCCAUUCCAGGAUCAUUAUUUCUCUCAAUCUUGCUGGGAUUCCUGUAUCGUUUCCCGAUUGCCCUGUUUCUCAUCUGUUUCUGUUCCUCGUUGGGUGCCACGCUAUGCUAUAGCCUUUCAAACCUGGUAGGACGUCGUUUGAUACGCCACUUCUGGCCCAAGAAGAUCAGUGAAUGGUCCAAACAUGUGGACAAACAUCGUGACAGCCUAUUCAACUACAUGCUUUUCUUGCGUAUGACACCCAUACUACCGAAUUGGUUUAUCAAUUUGGCAUCGCCCGUGAUUGGAGUGCCAUUGUUUACAUUUGCUUUUGGUACAUUUUGCGGGGUCGCGCCACCCUCAGUGCUGGCCAUACAGGCGGGUAAAACUCUACAAAAGAUGACCAGUUCCAGUGAUGCAUUCUCAUGGACAUCGAUGGGCAUAUUGUCGCUGUGUGCCUGUCUAUCGUUGGUGCCGGGCCUGCUCAAGAAUAAACUGAAAAAGAAAGUUGAAUAAAAAGCCAAUUUGGAAGAUGAUUGGAACACAGCAA